UUCAACAAAAUUUCAAAAAUUGGACGAGUGGAAAUCAUGUCGUUGAUGAAUUUAUUCAAAAAGCACAAUUAAAAGCUAAAGAUGAGGACAAUAUCAUAGAGUGGAUUGAAUAUGAUAAAUUUGAAAAUGUUGAAUAUUUAGCAAAAGGGGGAUUUGGAACUACUUUUAAAGCAGUUUGGAAAGAUGGUGGUAAAACAAAAGUCGCUUUAAAGUGCUUACAUAAUUCACAAGAUAUUACAGCAGAUUUUUUAAAGAAGUAAGAGUUGAAUUAAAUAUUUUAGUAUUUAAAGGUAGUAGUUUCAUAGUUCGUUGUUUUGGUAUUACUAAAGAUCCAAAAACAAAUAAUUUUAUGAUGGUGAUGGAAUUAAAAAAUGGUAGUAUAAGACAACAUUUAAAUAACAACUUCAUUUCAUUGAAUUGGAGGCAAAAGUUAAAUAGUUUAAUUAAUAUUUCAAUUGGUCUUAAAGAUAUUCAUUAUAAUGGACUUAUUCAUCAUGAUUUUCAUUGUGGAAAUAUAUUAAGCAAUUUUGACGGAAAUACUUUUAUUACUGAUUUGGGAUUAUGUCAACCAGCAAAUGUCAAAUCUCCUCAAAAUAGUAAUAAAAAAAUAUAUGGAGUAUUACCUUAUGUGGCACCAGAAGUUUUAAGAGGAAAAAAAUAUACAGAAGCAAGUGAUAUUUAUGGAUAUGGAAUCAUUGCAUACGAAAUUUGUACAGGGUUCCCUCCUUAUCAUGAUAUAGCUCAUGAUGAAUUCUUAGCAGUGAAAAUUUGUAAAGGGUUGAGGCCAAAGUCAAAUUAUAAAAUUCCUCAAUUAAUUCUUGACAUUAUUAAUCAAUGUUGGGAUGCUGACCCUUUAAAACGACCUGAUGUACGUAAAUUAGAUGAGUCUAUUUGGGAUUUAUGGGAUGCUAUUAAGGAAAAUAAAGAGGAUUCUGUAAUUUAUGAGCAAAUUAGAGAAGCAGAUGAUAUCAAUAAAAGGUUAUCUUUUUCAUCACCUUUAAUAACUACUGGUGCUAUAUCAUAUAUAACACAUCCUCAAGCAGUUUACACGAGUAGACUUUUAGAUUUUAAAAAUCUUCCAGAACCUAAAAAUGCUGACAAAAAUGAUGAUUUAGAAUAUUCAGAUUCUUUAAAAAUGGAUUUUACUAAACUUGAUCUUAAUUCUAAAGAUGAAAGUAAUUAA
This is a messenger RNA of Rhizophagus irregularis DAOM 181602=DAOM 197198, 1183 nucleotides long. The record is from RefSeq and is a predicted model, not a curated record. Lineage: Eukaryota; Fungi; Glomeromycota; Glomeromycetes; Glomerales; Glomeraceae.